This is a messenger RNA of Rhododendron vialii, 1803 nucleotides long. Its product is annotated as probable GABA transporter 2. Bases 187 to 1545 code for a protein of 452 amino acids. Lineage: Eukaryota; Viridiplantae; Streptophyta; Magnoliopsida; Ericales; Ericaceae. The record is from RefSeq and is a predicted model, not a curated record. Gene Ontology annotation, cellular component: plasma membrane. The transcript is spliced from 7 exons.
CUUUGAGCAUAACUACCAAUUGCUUUCAAAUCUGCCUCGUAUAGUCUUAGACGUUUCUACAACUACCUUUUCAGUUCUCUCUCUUCCCUCCCUCUCUACCCUCUUCCCUCUCCCUCUCCCUCUCCCUCUCCCUAUCUCCCUGUCUCUCUCUCUCUCUCUCUCUCCAAGCUGGAUUACCAAAAGAUAAUGGAAGACCCUCCAACACCCGACCCUUUGCCAGAUUCCAGUCGAGAAGACGACGCCGGUGCAGCUUUCGUCUUGGAAUCAAAAGGGCAAUGGUGGCACGCGGGGUUCCACCUGACGACGGCGAUCGUGGGUCCGACGAUACUGACGCUGCCGUACGCGUUCCGCGGACUGGGGUGGGUGCCGGGGUUCUUGUGCUUGACGGUGAUGGGGGUGGUCACCUUCUACUCCUACCAGCUCAUGUCCCUCGUGCUCGAGCGCUGCGAGAAAGAAGGGCGCCGCCACAUCCGCUUCCGCGAGCUCGCCGCCGACGUCUUAGGGUCCGGAUGGAUGUUUUAUUUUGUAAUAUUCAUCCAGACAGCCAUCAACACCGGCAUUGGCAUUGGAGCUAUUCUGCUUGCUGGUGAAUGCCUCCAGAUCAUGUACUCAAACCUUUCGCCCAACGGGACGAUGAAAUUGUACGAGUUCAUAGCGAUUGCGACCGUGGUUAUGAUAGUUCUUUCUCAGCUCCCAACCUUCCACUCUCUCAGACACAUCAACUUGGUUUCGCUCUUCCUCAGCUUAGGCUACACUUUUCUGGUGGUUGGUGCUUGUGUUCAUGCAGGUACUGCAAAAAAUGCUCCGCCGAAGGACUAUUCUUUAGAAACUUCAGAAUCGGCGAUGGUGUUCAGUGCAUUCACUUCCAUCUCCAUUAUUGCUUCCCUUUACGGGAAUGGGAUACUACCUGAAAUUCAAGCAACUCUGGCUCCACCAGUCGCCGGGAAGAUGUUGAAAGGACUUAUGAUGUGUUACGCUGUAAUUUUCGUUACUUUCUAUUCCGCUGCAGUGUCUGGAUACUGGGCGUUUGGGAACCAAUCUAACUCGAACAUUCUCAAGAGCUUAAUGCCUGACGAAGGGCCUUCUUUGGCUCCAACUUGGCUUCUAGGCCUUGCCAUUGUCUUUGUUCUCCUCCAACUCUUUGCCAUCGGCCUUGUUUAUUCUCAAGUAGCAUUUGAGAUCAUGGAAAAGAAAUCAGCAGAUGUGAAGCAAGGGAUGUUCUCCAAACGAAACUUAAUCCCAAGACUAGUUCUUCGGACAAUCUACAUGAUAUUCUGCGGAUUUUUCGCAGCGAUGCUUCCGUUCUUUGGUGACGUUAACGCUGUAGUAGGAGCAAUUGGAUUCAUCCCCUUGGAUUUCAUACUCCCCAUGCUUCUCUACAACAUUAGCUUUAAGCCACCGAGAUCGUCCCUCAUCUAUUGGGUCAAUAUCUCCAUUAUGGUUGUCUUCACCGGCGUAGGACUCUUGGGGGCAUUCUCUUCUAUAAGGCAGUUGGUUCUUGAUGCCAGUCAGUUCAAGCUCUUCAGCAGUAAUGUGGUUGAUUGACCUUCUUCGAAUAGCAGAGUUUGCGAUCUCAUUCGUAAUCCCUCGAUGCUGUGAAACUAUGCCGUUCUGGAAAGCAUCGGUACAUGGGGAAUCAAUGAAAGUGCGAAAUCCCGACGGCUGCAUUUUGGUUUCGUUAAGAGAAAUGAUGAAACACUGCGGCGGGUUCACAGUUUCUUGUACUGGAAAUACAACAAAGUGUGCAGUGCAAACAUUGUUGUAUAUUGGUACUACCUACAAAUGUGUUUUCUCAGUUUCGUU